CGGGCGGGAGCGACCGGGCGGCCGGCGGCAGCGGAGGAGCGAGCAGAGGCGGCGGCGGCGGGAGCCAUGGAGAUGCAGUCGUACUACACCAAGCUUUUGGGAGAGCUCAACGAGCAACGCAAGAGGGACUUCUUCUGCGACUGCAGCAUUAUCGUGGAGGGGAGGAUCUUCAAAGCCCACAAAAACAUUUUGUUCGCCAACAGCGGCUAUUUCCGAGCCCUGCUGAUUCACUACAUCCAAGACAGCGGACGCCACAGCACCGCCUCUCUGGACAUUGUCACCUCGGAGGCCUUCUCCAUCAUCCUCGAUUUCCUUUAUUCCGGGAAGCUAGAUCUCUGUGGGGAAAAUGUUAUUGAGGUGAUGUCUGCGGCUAGCUAUUUGCAGAUGACCGAUGUGGUCAACUUCUGCAAAACGUAUAUAAGGUCAUCGUUAGAUAUUUGCAGGAAAAUAGAGAGAGAAGCUGCUUUCUAUCAGGCUGAUAGUGGGAGCGCUAGCUCUGCGAGAGAGGGCACCUCGUACAGCUCAAAGAGCCAGUGCUCUGCCUCUGUCUCUUCCCUGCAGGAAAAGGAAAGGAUUUCGGAUUGCCAGAGGGAUCCUCCCUGUGGUGAAUGCAGCAGCUGCCAUCCCCUGGAGCUUGUGGUCAGAGACCCCGUAAGCAGCGACUCUCCAGACGACGUGAAUUCUUCGCUGCCCAAGGGGGUGGAACCCAAAGUAGAGUUUGACUCGGAUGAAGUAGAGGUGGAAGUGGGUGAACGGCUGCCGCAGUAUCCGACUCCGUUGUCCCUCGAGCAGAUGGAAGAGGGGCUGCACAGCGGGCAGGCGAUGGACCUGGCCUGCAAUAACUAUCAUAUGAAACAAUUCCUAGAGGCCCUGUUGCGCAACAGCUCAGCUCAGAGAAAGGAUGACGUGGUUCAUCACUUUGUCCGGGGCUUUGAGGGUAGGCCAGAGGAUGCAGGGGUAGCCAUGAGUUCCAUGAUGGACAUUCACAGCGACUGGUAUGGUGAGGACACAGGUGAUGUGUUAGUUGUGCCAAUCAAGCUUCACAAAUGUCCGUUCUGUCCCUACACGGCUAAACAGAAAGGAAUACUAAAACGGCACAUUCGCUCUCACACAGGUGAGAGACCCUACCCCUGUGAGACGUGUGGGAAACGUUUCACGCGGCAGGAACACCUUCGGAGUCACGCUUUAAGUGUGCAUCGAUCAAACAAGCCAAUUAUCUGUAAAGGUUGCAGGAGAACAUUCACAAGUAGCCUGUCUCAAGGAUUACGACGCUUUGGCUUGUGCGAUAGCUGCACCUGCGUGACCACUACCCAUGAGGACUCGAUGCCCAUUAACCUCAGCCUAAUGGAACCUUCAUCAGAAGGCCAAGAGAAGGGCGAUGCCGAUAACGAUUGGCCCAUAUAUGUGGAGUCCGGAGAGGAAAAUGAUCCGGCUGAUGAUGAUGAUGGCGAUGGUGAUGACAAGCAGGAAAUCCACAGGAGCUUAUCAGACCGAGAAACACUUAUGUAGCAGUGAGAGGAGAGUGGGAGCAUUUAAAGUGUCUCCCUGACAGUGGUUGGUCUGCAACAGAAAACUGCGUGUUUGCCCAAUUAGUGAGACUGUGCUGGUUUUUAUUAUUCCGUUUUUUAAUAGAAGAGUGGGGAGGAUUGGAAUUUUUAAUACUUUUAAGUUUUCAGUGCUGUGCACCAGAAAUCUGUGAAGAAUCUUCUGUCUGAGGUUCACAGAGGUUGUACUUGAGCAAUUUCCAGUGGUGUCUCUGCCUCCUAGUUUUCAUUUUGCAGGUGGAACAUCUCUGUUUUGUUUUGAUAACAGGUUUCUUCAAAUAAUGCUGUCAUGGUCCUUAAUCCCUGAUCUGAAAGGGGCACCGUCUUCUCUCUGAAGAUUACAUUAAAAGAAAUGUAGUUUUCAUUGAUUACCUUGGACUUCUCUAAACUGUUGUGAUCCUUCUGUAUUAGGACAGUAUUAUCUAAAUUGUAAACCUUAAGUGUUUGCUCAGACUGGAUUUGACCUGGAAACCAGGGCAGACAAACCAGGAUAACAAAAAUAUGCUGCUGCUGAAAGCAUAGACAGUAAGAAUAAAUAUAUUUCAUGUGUCCUUAAUUG
Molecule: messenger RNA, 2103 nt
Organism: Gymnogyps californianus (California condor)
Lineage: Eukaryota; Metazoa; Chordata; Aves; Accipitriformes; Cathartidae
Gene: ZBTB8B
Product: zinc finger and BTB domain containing 8B
Exons: 4
Coding region: 67-1509 (480 amino acids)
Biological process (GO): regulation of transcription by RNA polymerase II
Molecular function (GO): RNA polymerase II cis-regulatory region sequence-specific DNA binding; protein binding; DNA-binding transcription factor activity, RNA polymerase II-specific
Source: RefSeq, a predicted model, not a curated record